AUGGAUUCUCUCGAGUUCCACGCCGAGAGACCUUGGGGUCUAGAAGAGGGGGAAAACGACCCGGACGAAGACGAUGAGGACGAUGAAGCUGAAAAUGCUUUCUCUCUGGAGGAAGUGUUACGGCUCGGAGGCACCAAGCAAGAUUACCUCAUGUUGGCUGCUUUGGAUGAAAAUGAAGAAUUGGUGGAUGGAGGCAAAAAAGGAGCAAUUGAUGAUCUUCAACAAGGUGAACUGGAAGCAUUUAUUAAAAAUCUUAAUUUGACCAAGUUUGCAAAAACGGUCUUCAUUGAAGAAGAUGACGAGCCAGCUAAAAAAGAAAAUGCCAGCAAAAAAGAAACAAAGUCAUCUAAAGUAAAUAAUAAAGAGCAAAAUGCAGCAGAAAAUGAAAAGACAUCUGUCAGCAAUAUCAAGAAUAAGAAGAGACCGGAACACCUUGAUGGAAACAACAGCGCCAUCCCAAAAAUAAACAAAGACAAGCAACAGGAUAUCUUUGAGUUUUCUGAGAGACCGACAUUAUUAAUCAAGCCUGGUGGAAAAUGGUAUGAUCAAGAGUAUAGCAAUGAAUAUUCUUUGGAACCCCAGCCCCGGGAUGUCGUAUCAAAAUAUAAAACCUUGGCUCAAAAGUUGUAUGAGCACGAAAUCAACUUAUUCACCAGUAAGACCAGUAAUCAAAAGGGAGGCUCUUCUACCUGGAUGAAGGCAAUAGUGUCGUCGGGGACACUAGGUGACAGGAUGGCUGCCAUGAUUCUUCUUAUACAGGAUGAUGCUGUUCAUACACUCCAGUUUGUAGAAAGUCUCUUGAACCUCGUUAAAAAGAAGGGCAGCAAACAGCAGUGCCUCAUGGCUUUGGAUACUUUCAAAGAAUUACUCAUUACAGACCUUUUGCCAGAUAGUCGAAAGCUACGAAUUUUCAGCCAGCAUCCUUUCAACAAAAUAGAAGAGUUGUCCAGUGGCAAUAAAGACUCGAGAGAUAGAAGACUGAUACUGUGGUAUUUCGAACACCAGCUGAAACACUUAGUAGCUGAAUUUGUGCACACCUUGGAAUCUUUGAAUCAUGAUUCAUUAAUAACCACAAAAACUCGAGCUCUUACAGUGGCACAUGAGCUGCUUUGUAACAAACCCGAAGAAGAAAAGGCUCUUCUUGUGCAGGUGGUAAAUAAACUGGGCGAUCCUCAGAACAGAAUAGCCACAAAAGCCUCCCAUCUCUUAGAAAUAUUACUUUCUAAACAUCCCAAUAUGAAAGGAAUUGUGUGUGGUGAAGUAGAAAGGCUACUUUUUCGCUCAAAUAUCAGCCCCAAGGCUCAGUACUAUGCAAUUUGCUUUUUAAAUCAAAUGACUCUCUCUCAUGAACAAAGUGAAUUGGCCAACAAAUUAAUAACUCUUUAUUUUUGUUUUUUUCGGACUUGUGUCAAGAAAAAAGAUAUUGAAUCAAAAAUGCUCAGUGCACUUUUGACAGGAGUAAAUAGGGCAUACCCUUAUUCCCAGACUGGUGAUGAAAAAGUGAAGGAGCAGCUGGAUACACUUUUUAAAGUGUUGCAUAUGGUCAAUUUCAAUACCAGUGUACAGGCUUUAAUGUUGUUGUUCCAAGUUAUGAAUUCUCAACAGACAAUAUCAGAUCGCUACUAUGCAGCUUUGUACAGAAAGAUGUUGGAUCCAGGAUUGUUGUCCUGCUCCAAGCAAGCUCUGUUUCUUAACCUUGUUUAUAAGUCUCUCAAAGCUGAUAUCAUGCUGCGCCGGGUAAAGGCUUUUCUGAAGAGGUUGCUUCAAGUUACUUGUGAACAGAUGCCACCAUUCAUAUGUGGAGCUUUGUAUCUUAUUUCUGAAAUCCUUAAAGCAAAACCCACGUUAAGAAGUCAACUAGAUGAUCAUCCAGAAUCUGAUGAUGAAGAAAAUUUUGUUGACGUAGGAGAUGAUGAAGACAUAGAAAAAUUCACUGAUGCAGACAAAAAGACUGAGCCAGAAGAACCUGUGUGUGAAAGCAGUGAGGAAAGUCAAGCACGGAAGCCUGCAUCUUGGGUGCACUUCGAUAAUAUGAAAGGUGGCAAACAGUUGAAUACAUAUGACCCAUUUAGUAGAAAUCCAUUGUACUGUGGAGCAGAACAUACAUGUCUUUGGGAACUCAAAAAGCUGUCUGAGCAUUAUCAUCCUUCUGUGGCACUUUUUGCAAAGACUAUCCUUCAGGGAAAUUAUAUUCAGUAUUCUGGGGAUCCACUGCAGGAUUUCACACUAAUGAGGUUCUUGGAUCGAUUUGUGUACCGAAAUCCAAAGGUACAUAAAGGCAAAGAAAACACUGACAGUAUUGUAAUGCAGCCAAAAAGGAAGCAUUUUAUAAAGGAUAUUCGUAAUCUUGCUGUGAACAGUAAGGAGUUCCUUGCAAAAGAAGAAAGCCAGAUACCCGUGGAUGAAGUGUUUUUCCACAGGUAUUAUAAAAAAGUUGCCAUUCUUAAAGAGAAACAACAGCGACAUGCAGAUGAAGAAAGUAUAGAAGAUGUGGAUGAUGAUGAAUUUGAAAAAAUGAUUGACACAUUUGAAGAUGAUAAUUGUUUCGUUUCUGGAAAAGAUGACCUUGAUUUUGCUGGCAAUGUGAAAAAGAAAACAAAAGGAGCUAAGGAUAACUCAGAAUAUGAAGAUUCAGAAGGCAGUAAUGAGGACCUGGAGAACCUGGAUGAUGACGAGGUUUCCUUAGGAAGUAUGAAUGAAGAAUUUGAUGAAAUUGAUGAAGAGGGAGGAACAUUCAUGGAUGUAUUGGAUGAUGAAAGCGAAGGCAUUCCAGAACUUGAUGAUGAUCACCCUGAAGAUAAUACCAAGAAACACAAGCGCAAAAGUGGAGGUGAUUUGGACUUUGCUGGAUUAUGUCAAGGGCCGAGGCAAAAAAAGAAAAGAAAGCUCGAUGACUCAGACCUGUUUGUAUCUGCUGAAGAGUUUGGACACCUAUUGGAUGAAAAUAUGGGAUCCAAGUUUGAUUACAUUGGCAUGAACGCCAUGGCUAACAAAGAUAAUAACCUUCAGGACACGCCCCUCCCCGCCCUGGGGCUCCACUACUCCGACCCCUACUCCCCAAACCCGACCCCCUACUACCCAAACCUGCACACCCACCGGGCGCCGCCCGGGUCACUGCGCGCCAAGCGGCCCGGGAGUUUCUGA
Elephantulus edwardii (Cape elephant shrew) is the source of this 3144-nucleotide messenger RNA. It is a transcript of the gene CEBPZ, whose product is annotated as CCAAT/enhancer binding protein (C/EBP), zeta. Gene Ontology annotation, cellular component: nucleus. The coding region runs from base 1 to 3144 and encodes 1047 amino acids. NCBI's taxonomy places the organism in Eukaryota, Metazoa, Chordata, Mammalia, Macroscelidea, Macroscelididae. The record is from RefSeq and is a predicted model, not a curated record. The transcript has 16 exons.